CAUCCAUCCACGGAAAGGCUCACAUAGAGCAUCCUCUGUACAGACGCACCACCAUCCUCCUCCUUCCUUCCUUCCUUCCUUCCUCCCACUCUCCUCCUCUCCUCUCUCUUGUUCUGUUCGAACGCAGAGGACAUCGGGACCUCGUCUUCUCCCACCCCCCAAUUUACCCGGAGACAUGGAUCUAUGGUUUCACUCGAUCCGGAUUUGCUGGUGGAGGGUUUUGUUCCUGAUGAGUGUUUUCCAGGACUAUCUGAGCUCCAUGCUGGACUGCCCGCCGACCUGCAGCUGCUCUCAAACAGAGAUCUAUUGCAAUAAGUCCGACAGCGGCAGGUUUUUCCCUUUACUCGCCCUGCAGGACACUGGGAACAAUGGGACCAGUGUUGACAUAGCAGAGUUAUUCAAAAACAUCUCCUCUAUACACAUAGAGAACUGGACAGGAUUGCAGACUCUGAGAGACGUCGAUAUGGAGCUCUACACUGGACUGCAGAGACUAACUAUCAUGAAUUGCAACCUGAGGGUGAUCCAGGCUCGAGCGUUCGCUCAGAACCCACACCUACGCUACAUAAACUUGUCAAAGAAUCCUCUCACCACUCUGUCAUGGCAGCUCUUCCAGCACCUCCAACUCUCUGAACUCCGUCUGGAUGGUGUGGUGUUCGACUGCGGUUGUGAUAUCCGCUGGAUCCAGCUCUGGCAGCAGAGAGGAGAGGCCAGUCUUCACACGCAGCAGCUGUACUGCAGGAAUGGAGCCUCAAAGAUGCGACUGCACAGCAUGUACAUCCACAACUGUGACUUGCCAGAGAUCAGUGUGAGCCACAGCAGUGUGUUGGUGAUGGAGGGUGACAAUGUGACGGUAAGCUGCAAUGGAUCUGGAUCUCCGCUGCCUGAAGUGGACUGGACUGUCAGCGGCCUGAACUCCAUCAACACACACCAGUCCAAUGUGUACUGGCCCAACAUCCACUCCAUCAACCUGACUCUGUUCAACAUCAGCCGAGACGACAACAACUUCCAGCUGACCUGCAUCGCAGAGAACGUGGUGGGGAUGACAAACUCCUCCAUCCAGCUCAACGUACAGUUUCCUCCAGUGAUCCUGAGACUGGCUGAGCCAGAGCAGCGCCUCCACACCUGCAUCGAGUUCACGGUUCGGGGUUACCCCCACCCCAAGCUACGUUGGUUCUACAAGCAGAAGGAGAUUGUGCAGAGCGACUACAUUCGGACUGAGAUGGACUUCUACCAGGACUAUCUGGAGGGUUGUCUGACCUUCCAGAACCCAACGCACAUCAACAACGGCAACUACACCCUGGAGGCCAGCAACCCGCUAGGAACGGUCACAAAGACAGUGUAUGGUCACUUCCUAAUUGAACCAGGCAUCAUUGAGGAAGACAUAGUGGAACUAGUUACAACGCCAUCAGAUAGUCGACCAGAUGAAGAUACAUUCGGGGUUUCCAUUGCUGUUGGUUUGGCAGGCUUCGCCUGUGUCCUUCUCCUCGUCCUCUUUGUUCUCAUCAACAAAUACGGCCGACGCUCCAAAUUCGGUAUGAAAGGUCCAGUAGCUGUGAUAAGUGGAGAGGAAGACUCUGCCAGCCCUCUUCAUCAUGUCAACCACGGGAUUAUUACCCCCUGUACUCUUGACGCGGGUCCUGAUGCGGUUGUUAUAGGGAUGACCCGUAUUCCUGUGGUGGAGAACCCUCAAUACUUCAGACAUGGGCACAACUGUAACAAGCCAACUACCCUCGUCCAGCAUAUAAAACGGAGAGACAUAAUCCUGAAGAGGGAGUUGGGUGAGGGAGCGUUUGGUAAAGUCUUCCUGGCAGAGUGUUACAACCUGAGCCCCACCAAGGACAAGAUGCUGGUGGCUGUCAAGACACUGAAAGAUCCCAACCUGUCUGCAAGGAAGGACUUCCAGAGGGAGGCGGAGCUGCUGACCAACCUGCAGCACGACCACAUCGUUAAAUUCUACGGAGUGUGCGUGGACGGAGACCCUCUCAUCAUGGUUUUUGAAUACAUGAAGCACGGAGACCUCAACAAAUUCCUCAGAGCCCACGGCCCAGACGCCAUGAUCCUGGUAGAUGGCCAGCCACUGCAGUCCAACGGGGAGCUGGGCCUUUCCCAGAUGCUGCACAUUGCCACCCAGAUUGCCUCUGGCAUGGUUUACCUGGCCUCCCAGCACUUUGUCCACAGAGAUUUGGCAACACGCAAUUGCCUGGUAGGCAAUGGCCUGCUGGUGAAGAUUGGAGACUUCGGCAUGUCCAGGGACAUCUACAGCAGUGACUACUACAGGACUCAUCACAAAGCGUCCUUUCCUCCAGUGCCGCUAACUACAGCGAAAAGAUAUUUCCAAGAGGUUGGAGGACACACCAUGCUACCUAUUCGCUGGAUGCCUCCAGAGAGCAUCAUGUACCGGAAAUUCUCUACGGAAAGUGACGUCUGGAGCUUUGGAGUCAUCCUGUGGGAGAUCUUUACUUAUGGAAAGCAGCCUUGGUUUCAGCUGGGUAACAACGAGGUUAUUGAGUGCAUAACCCAGGGUCGGGUUCUGGAGAGGGCACGGAAUUGUCCUAAGGAGGUGUAUGACAUCAUGCUGGGCUGCUGGCAGAGGGAACCGCAGCAGCGACUGAACAUUAAGGACAUUCAGAAGGUCCUGUUCGCCAUGGGAAAAGCCACGCCGGUCUACCUGGACAUCCUGGGCUAGCAGCAGCCGCGGAUGGCCCGUUCCUCGCCAGACAGACAGAUGGACAGAGACAUACGGACAGACCGACACACACGAACCCAGGAAUAACCAAACCAACCUGCUCCACUGUCGAAAAACAUCUACAAUGUUUGGGAAGGACUUAAGUGCCUGCAACACUUUUGGAUAUAGUGGAUAAAACGUAUUCAAAAAAAAAAACAAAAAAAACACGCACUUUUACAUUUUGUUUACUUGCGUAUAAGAUGUACAGGUUUGAAGAAAACUUUUUUUCCCCUUAAAAAACUGCAAAAAUACACAAAAAUGGAGACAAAAAGGGAAGUAAUAUAGACUGGCAAUAGGAAAAUGGCCACAGUUUGAUUCUACUAUAGAGAGAACACAUCAGAGUUAAAAUCUAUCCUGGGUUUGGUUUUAUGAAUAUAUAUAUAGAAAUAUUACAUAUAUUUUAUAUUUAUUUCUUUUUGUCAAGGUGUUGAAGGGUCUGCCAUGUGUGUUGCUAAGGGCUCGGCCCUGUCCGAAGACGCCACUGACAACUAUUGGCAGGGACUUGAUGAUGGAAGCCUUACUUGCACUCUGAUUGGCCGGCUUAGCUUUUAAUGGGAACUCUGCUUCUGUGGAAUUACACUGGAUGGUUUGAAAAAAAGGAGCACUCCGUAAAGGACCUACCCAAUCAGACAACUGACAAAUCUAUUUUAAUUUAAAUAUAAUGUACAUAUUGUAAAAUUCUAUGUGUCAAAAUUAUGUUAACUUAUUUUUUCCGAUGUUAUUUUAGUUCUUUUUCUGACUGUGAUCUGGGUGGCUAACGUUUAAAGCUAUGGUAUUUGUUCUCAUCUUAAACUAGAGGAGAUUUUUUUCGGCAGUUACCUGUGUCAGUGCUGGUAAGUUGUCGAUGUGCUGAAGGUGAAUAGAUUUUGAAAAGCCCACUGACGCUGAAUCACAGACUUUGGAGAACGGGGACGACUUGGAGCCAUGGUUCAACACGACACUUUUCCAAAGAGGUUAAGAAACCUCACGCUCACUUUUUCCAGUUCAUUUACACCACAGCCCUCAAACACAUACACACGCUUUGAGAAACUGUCCUGUCAUUUUCCAGGCUUUAUGGUAUAAAACUGCUUUUCCACUCAAAAGAAAACAUUUUUGUAACUGAGAUUAUAAAUCAUUUGUGAGGCACAGGUGUGUGCCCUGCAUACACAGGCUGCGGAAAUCUGUAACAGUAAGAAACGGUUCGACAUUUUGAGAAAAUGCAAUUAUUUACUCUCUGGCUGAGCGCUGGGUACUGCUCCUAUAAUCUGUCAGCUCAAUAUGAAGCUACAGCCAGGAGUUAGCUUACCUUCACAUAUUCACAUAAAGACUGGGAGCAGGGAAGCAGCUCCUCUGGCUCCUUUCAAAGGGAAGAAAAUCUGCCUACCAACACCUUUAACAUCAGCAGAUCGAGAGAGCUGAGGUGAAAUCACAGUUUCCAGGCUCUGCUCCAGAAGUGAGAAGACAUCUUUCAAAUGUCCACACAUUUAUUAGAAGGCAAAUAACCUGAAUUUGAACAGAGCCUUAACCCCAACAUCAUUUCCCAAAAGUCCAUGGGUGAGUUGAGCAGCCUCAGCUGGUGAAUAAAAUUGAUAGAGAGGAAAUCAUGGAGUUGAAUUACAAAGGCUUGAACUUCUAACAACCACGGCUGUAGCAGACGAUGAUUUAUCUACGGAGUUACCACAGGCGUCAUUUUGUUUUUCGGAAAGACAGAAACUAGAUUGAGUUACAGAAGCUAAUGGAACAGAGGUUAGCUCGGACAUAGUCCCGCUUUGCCAGACCUAUUUUCACAGUGCUGACACAGCACUGUGAAAAUAGGUCUGUGCUGUACCAUUAUCAUUCUGCUCUUGGGAAAAAAAACAUAAUCACAAGUGUCCUGGGUGCUGCUGAGCCCAGGAUGCAGUGACAGUGUCCCUGAAAAAUAGUGUGAGGAAGGAGAGGUUGUUCUGUUGGAACAUUUCCACGCGGGGAGUCACACUCUGCGUGUGGAACACAAAGAAACACACACACACAAAAGUAAAAGAUUAUUGUUGUCUGUGUAAUUGGACAAUCCACAUAUUUAUGACACAAGCUUACAACCUAUAGGCCAUUUUCAACGUGUAGGUUGUUUGCUUGAAUGUUCAGGUGGUUUCGUAUAGUGAAGGGGAUUUUGACAUUUGUGACGGAUUGAAAAAGUACAGAAUGCUGCGUUAGAAACUGUGGUUUAUAUCCAGUGUCGAUGGGCUGAGUCAGACUAGCCCUGAUAUGAUCGCAAGUUAGCCUCCGCUCUCUUUAUUCUGUUUGUUUAACCUACAACAACCUAACUGUAAAAAGUUUUAAAAGUAACAAUGUCACCACAAGGCUGUCUACUUUCUCCCUAAAUAAAUAAGAUGUAAAUCAGUGAGUUUUAGCCAUGCUAACAGGCUAAUGUUAGCAUUCGAACAGAGGCAGGUUUACUUUCCCCUUGUUUCCAGUCUGUGUCCUCAGAUAAGCAGCUACUAGAAAUUCAUAUUUACACCGCAGCCAUUAGAGUAGUGUCGUUUUUCUCAUCAAACUUUUUGUGACAAAGCUAAAUAUUGUAUUUUCCAUAAUGUUGAACUAUUGCUUGAUGGUUAUCAUCAGUAUCCUGCCAAUUCACAAUCCAUGAAAAGAAACACAAAGGCUUGCUCUCUCACAUUUCAUCUCCAACGACUAAAUGAAAACAUUUCUUUAUUUCACUACUCUAAUUUUCUUUUAUCAACUGUACGUGACUCACAUUCACAUGUUUUCUUCUGUUUAGUGAUGAUGAGGUUUCACGCCCAUCCUUUGCUUUGAUAAAAACCUUGUCUGUUAAACCACAGAGGAGCCACUGAAGCAGGUAGAUACUCUUGUUAAUUUAUGGACGGUACAUCAAAAAUAAUAAUUACUGACGUGGAUCAGCUAAUUGUGUUGCUGUUUGUUCCAUAUUUACUGAACUGGAAAACAUGAAGAGUUUUGUUCCAAAAUGUGACAGAAAAAGCAUGAACCCCCCCAAAAACAGGAAAAAAAUCGAAUUAAAAGAGUAAAACCAAAUGUUAUUAAUUUCAAAGAACCAUUGAUAAUUAAGUGUUCCGUCAAAAAAAAUUGUUCAUUUUUACAGAGGGGAUCUUAUAGAUUUCUUUCACAUGAAUGAAAAACCUCAGGCAACAAUUUUAUUUUAUGAUGAAUCUGGAUAUCUAAUGUUUUGGAGUGGAACUCUUCAUAUCUAUUCCCUAUUAUCUUGACAUGGAUUCUCACAGUAUCACAGUGUUGUCUCUGUUCCCCCUUGGGACUAUGUAAAUCAUUAAUGAGCAUUAUUUCAAGUGUUUUAUAUGAAAGGCAGUAUCAAAUCCAAUGAGUUACCCAAAGCAUUGAGUUUUUGUGUAUUCUCUUGUGGUAAAGAUAAAUGCUUAAAGACAUUAUGACACAGACUAUGAGCAUUUGCAGGGUAUUGUAAUCCUUUCAUGGUGAGUUGAAUAUUGUUUAAAACAUUCUUUCUUUUUUCUUUUCUUGGAUGAACUAACUGAACACUUUUUGAAGCAAAGUUGACAUAUUACAAUGUACACAUGUUACAGAAUAUAAAAAUGUGGUAUAACAAUUGCAGUAUAUAAAAUACUGGUAUUCCAUGAUAGAUCUUUGUAUUAAUGUGACUCUCUUAAGAAAAUGUCUUCAAACAA
Messenger RNA from Paralichthys olivaceus (Japanese flounder), 6354 nucleotides. It is a transcript of the gene ntrk3b, whose product is annotated as neurotrophic tyrosine kinase, receptor, type 3b. Gene Ontology annotation, biological process: positive regulation of kinase activity; protein phosphorylation; positive regulation of phosphatidylinositol 3-kinase/protein kinase B signal transduction. The record is from RefSeq and is a predicted model, not a curated record. Gene Ontology annotation, molecular function: neurotrophin receptor activity; transmembrane receptor protein tyrosine kinase activity; ATP binding. Lineage: Eukaryota; Metazoa; Chordata; Actinopteri; Pleuronectiformes; Paralichthyidae. Gene Ontology annotation, cellular component: plasma membrane; axon; signaling receptor complex.